UAAGUACGGGUUCCACCGUUGCCGUGGCAGCAGCGACUUCUGGACGAUUUAUUAUGGAUGCUCGAGAGACAAAUUUGCUGGGCGGAGACGAGAACAUAGUUGAAAUGCAGAACUUGGAGGAAGAAGACUUUGCAGUAUCAAAGUCAUCAGAUGCUGAUGCAGAAUUUGACAUGGUAAUUGGGAACAUUGAAGAUAUUAUAAUGGAGGAUGAAUUCCAACAUCUUCAGCAGUCUUUCAUGGAGAAAUAUUACCUUGAGUUUGAUGAUUCAGAGGAGAACAAGCUCAGCUAUACACCUAUUUUUAAUGAAUAUAUUCAAAUCCUAGAAAAGCAUUUGGAACAGCAGUUGAUGGAACGAAUACCUGGUUUCAACAUGGAUGCCUUCACCCAUUCACUUAAGCAGCACAAAGAUGAAGUCUCAGGUGACAUACUUGACAUGCUUUUGACCUUCACUGACUUUAUGGCCUUUAAAGAGAUGUUCAUUGAUUACAGAGCAGACAAGGAGGGUCGAGGAUUGGACCUUAGUACCGGACUGGUGGUGAAGUCUUUAAAUCACGCUUCCUGUUCACCUUGGCAUUCCAGCAUGGCCUCACAAUUUAGCUGAACCAAUGAAAAUGGACACCUUAUGUAAAUUAACUUCAUGAGUUCACAAAGACCCCCCCCCCCCCCAAUUUAUUGUAAAUUCCUUUCUGACAAAUUGCAGUGUAAAAUAUUGUUAUAGCUGGCCAGAAGGGAAUCCAAGUUUAAUUUAGGUUAAUGUUUAAACUUAACAUUCUGAACUGGUGAACUGUCAGGUAUGAGUCUUCUAACAGUAUUCAUGUGAUCUGACAAGAAAUCCAGGCUUUCUUAGGUGUCAGUCCUUUGCAGCAAAACAUUGCUGUUGCUGACCUUCAUUAAUGUAGAAAGCUGUAAUGAAUAGUCCUCUGCCUGAAGUCUGUGAGCCUCCCUUAUAUAAAAGUGUGCUCAAUGUGGCCAGUUUAUAUAUUUUCACUCCCACUCUCUAUUUUAAUACCUUUUAAUAUUACCAAAAUAAUUAAUUUCACUUGAUUAAUAAAAAGGGCUUUUGCAAUCAAAAUGUCUAAAUCAUUAAGUAUUAUAAAAUGUGCUUGGUAUGAUGACAGUUUCUAAAUAGUUUUGAAACAGGAUGGCACUGAUGACACUACCUACUGCUUUUAGAGAAAAAUGAUCUAGUGGUCAAAUAAUCUCAUUUUGUUUCUAAAUUGAUGUUUCUCUAUGGCAUUUACCCUGUUUUGGAUGGCGUUGGAAGUGAGAGUGGGAAAGAAAUGACCACCAAACUAUAUUAUCUAUCUAAAUAAUACUUAAUGUUGUUGUGUAC
Messenger RNA from Myxocyprinus asiaticus (Chinese sucker), 1334 nucleotides. RefSeq names its product ADP-ribosylation factor-like 2 binding protein (gene arl2bp). Gene Ontology annotation, cellular component: mitochondrial intermembrane space. Gene Ontology annotation, biological process: positive regulation of tyrosine phosphorylation of STAT protein; maintenance of protein location in nucleus. The transcript is spliced from 7 exons. Lineage: Eukaryota; Metazoa; Chordata; Actinopteri; Cypriniformes; Catostomidae. The record is from RefSeq and is a predicted model, not a curated record. The coding region runs from base 54 to 602 and encodes 182 amino acids.